AUGUUUGGCAUCAUCCCAUUUAACUUCAGAUUCCGCGGCAAGGUACGUCGGAUCCUUGACAUUUACUUCUGUUUUAUCGAAGAAGGCAACGUCGCCCUGCACCCUACACAGAUCGCGCGCAAAACCGGUAUCAGUUUUGCUGAAGUCGCUCGACGCCUGGAUGCCACCCCGGAGCUGUUCGUUAAACUGCCCAAACGCGACGGCAUCACACGCUACCGCAUCACCACCAGCGCAUCGACCCGCACUGAAGAAGAAACCGAAAAGUUACUCAACAAGUAUGCCCAGCGUGAAUCCUGGCUGUUUUAUGCUUUUGGCUUGAUGGUGCUCGCCAUGCUGGUGAUUAUUGUGCUGACCAUCAUCCCCAACUUGGCCGAUACCUGCGCCGAGUUUGCUCAGCAGGUUCUAUUAGCCAAGGCUGCCGAUGAUCCCGCUCGGGCUCGUGCUGAUAUACGUAGCGCAUCCAAAGCCGCCGGCCUGUUCGCAAUGACUCAGCCCAAAGCUUUUGGCGGCCAGGCGGCUGGUCAGCUUGCGUUAUGUGUUGCACGGGAGACGCUGGCGAGUUUUAACCCACCGUUUAUGGACGCCGUGUUUGGACCCAGUCCCGGCGUCCUGGCACAGGUAGAAGAACCCUUGCGCAGCACUCAUCUGGCGCCGUUACUGGCAGGUGAAAAGCGGGGCAGCUUUGGCUUCACCGAAGCAGACGAUGCACCAGCACCGACCAGCGGCGUGAUCGAAGGUUCAAACCUGCAGAUCAACGGCCAGAAAUCUUAUGUGACCGGCGGUGCCGAGGCGGACUUCAUUAACACUCUGGUACACAUCGCGGGUCGCGGGCCCUCGAUGGUUGUGAUCGAUCGCGCAACUGAAGGCGUGAUCAUCGAUAAAAAAUUCGUCUCUCUGGAUGGCUCCCACCACGCAAUUAUCACCUUUAAAGAUGUCAGCGUGCCGGUGACACACAUCAUCGGCGAAGCCGGUAAAGGCAUGCCGCGUGCCAUGCGACAGAUCGGCGACACCCGCCUGCUGUUUGCAGCGCAGGCCUGUGGCUACAUGAUAUGGGUUGUAAAUCUGCUGACCGAACACCUGCAGGCUCCUGACAAGAGUGGUAACCCGCGCGGCAAUCUUGACGUCAUUCGACUGCGUUAUGCUGACCUGCGCAUUAAAACCUACGCCGCGCGCAGCAUGCUUUAUCGUACCGCGCGCCUGGCUGACCAGGGCGAAAAUAUUGUCAACGAAGCCAUGGCCUGCAAAAUUUUUGCAACCGAAGCGGUUGGUGAGUUAGUCGAUACGGCGAUUCAACUUGUCGGCGGCAGCGCCUUGGUGGAAGAUCAUGCACUGGCUAUUCUCUACCGAAAGGUACGUGCAUGGCGACUGGCCGAAGGGGCCAGUGAUGUCUUACGCUUGAACAUCGGCAGAGGCAUUCUUGAGCUCGGUAAAGGACGCCUGUAA
Molecule: messenger RNA, 1443 nt
Organism: Symbiodinium pilosum
Lineage: Eukaryota; Dinophyceae; Suessiales; Symbiodiniaceae
Source: the annotation of a GenBank genome assembly